This is a messenger RNA of Tarenaya hassleriana, 2103 nucleotides long. Its product is annotated as monocopper oxidase-like protein SKU5. Lineage: Eukaryota; Viridiplantae; Streptophyta; Magnoliopsida; Brassicales; Cleomaceae. The coding region runs from base 63 to 1853 and encodes 596 amino acids. Gene Ontology annotation, molecular function: oxidoreductase activity; copper ion binding. The record is from RefSeq and is a predicted model, not a curated record. The transcript has 10 exons.
CUGAGAGAGAGAGAGAGAGAGAGAGAGAGAGAGAGAGAGAGAGAGAGAGAGAGGGGGGGGGGAUGCGGUCCUGUGCACCGACUCGUUCGUACGCUCGUCUCUUCCUCGCGUCGGUGGUGUGGUUGUCGGCGACCUGUUGCCGCGGCGGCGAUCCUUACGUCUUCUACGAUUGGACUGUCUCUUAUCUCACCGCUUCGCCCCUCGGCACUCGCCAACAGGUCAUUGGGAUCAAUGGGCGGUUCCCAGGUCCGAUUCUCAACGUUACUACGAAUUGGAAUGUUGUUGUGAAUGUGAAGAAUGAUCUCGAUGAACCAUUGCUCAUCACCUGGAAUGGCAUCCAACAUAGGAAAAACUCCUGGCAAGAUGGUGUUUUAGGGACUAAUUGCCCGAUUCCCUCCGGUUGGAACUGGACUUAUCAGUUUCAGGUCAAAGACCAGAUAGGGAGUUUCUUUUACUUUCCUUCCACCGACUUUCAGAGAGCGGCAGGCGGGUAUGGAGGGAUCAUUAUAAACAAUAGAGAAGUCAUUCCGCUACCCUUUGCUCUACCUGACGGGGAUAUUACGCUCUUUAUCAGUGACUGGUACACUAAGGGCCAUAAGAAACUGAGGAAAGAUAUUGAGGGUGGGAUUGAUCUUGGAGUCCCCGAUGGCAUUAUCAUUAAUGGAUUAGGACCUUUUCCGUACACUCAGGAGCUUGCCUCAAGUGGUAUACCGUAUGAGACAAUCAAUGUUGAGCCAGGAAAAACAUACCGCUUCCGGGUCCAUAAUGUUGGUAUUGCAGCCAGCUUGAAUUUUAGAAUACAGAAUCAUAACCUACUUCUCGUUGAGACAGAAGGGUCAUACACGGUUUAUGAUGAUGACACAAACAUGGAUAUUCAUGUGGGUCAAUCAUACUCGUUCCUGGUCACGAUGGAUCAAAGUGGUAGUAACGAUUACUACAUUGUCGCUAGCCCUCGGUUUACACAUUCACCUUUGUCGGCCAAAGUUACCGGAGUUGCCAUAUUGCGCUACUCUAAUUCCCAAGGACCUGCUUCAGGUCCACUUCCUGAUCCUCCUAAUGAUUUGGACACGUUUUUCUCAAUGAACCAAGCACGAUCCAUAAGGUGGAAUGUCUCUGCUGGAGCUGCACGUCCAAACCCUCAGGGAUCAUUCAAGUAUGGUGACAUCACAGUAACUGAUGUGUAUGUGAUAGUCAACAGGCCGGCAGAGCUUAUAGAUGGGAAAUGGCGUACCACUCUUAAUGGUAUAUCAUAUCUACCUCCUUCAACGCCCUUAAAGCUUUCCCAGCAAUACAAUAUCUCAGGGGUAUACAAACUGGAUUUCCCUAAAAGACCAAUGAACAGACAUCCCAAGGUUGAUACGUCUCUUAUAAAUGGCACGUUCAAGGGAUUCAUGGAAAUAAUUCUCCAGAAUAACGAUACCACUGUCAAGAGUUAUCAUUUGGAUGGCUAUGCCUUCUUUGUUGUCGGCAUGGACUUUGGUCUUUGGACAGAGAAUAGCAGAGGCACUUACAACAAAUGGGAUAGUGUUGCUCGAUCCACUAUACAGGUUUUUCCUGGUGCUUGGACAGCCAUUUUGGUUUCGCUGGACAAUGCUGGCAUGUGGAACCUCCGGAUAGAUAAUCUCGUCUCGUGGUAUCUGGGCCAAGAGGUAUACUUGAGUGCGGUGAAUCCCGAGAUCGACACAUCUGAGGUUCCCAUGCCCGGAAACACUAUAUACUGCGGUCUUCUUUCACGUUUACAAAGGGACCAGGCACAAAGGGUAAACUUUUCCGGGUCACCAACUAUCUUUGCGAGAAGCAAAGGGCUUUUCUUUGCUCUUGUCGUAAUCUUACUCGGAAGUUUAGCCACGUAGUUAAUCUCGCAAAGCCACGGUAUACGACCACAUUCCCCUUUCCGGGUACCAUAUAACCGAGCAGGUAUUGGUAGACCAAUGUUUUGUAUCUGAGAAAGUUUGUAGAUUGAAAUUUGAAACAGAGAUCCUGUUUCUUAUGUGUUUGCAUAGAGUUGGUUCUGAACAACAUUGUUAGCCGUAAGGCAUUGUAAUACAAGAUUUUGUAAUCUUUGUUUUUGUAUCUGAGGUGGUUUUAGAUGUUACAUUGACA